This is a messenger RNA of Pipra filicauda (Wire-tailed manakin), 2528 nucleotides long. Its product is annotated as histamine H3 receptor-like. The transcript is spliced from 3 exons. The record is from RefSeq and is a predicted model, not a curated record. The coding region runs from base 98 to 1375 and encodes 425 amino acids. Gene Ontology annotation, molecular function: histamine receptor activity. NCBI's taxonomy places the organism in Eukaryota, Metazoa, Chordata, Aves, Passeriformes, Pipridae. Gene Ontology annotation, cellular component: membrane. Gene Ontology annotation, biological process: adenylate cyclase-activating adrenergic receptor signaling pathway.
CAGCCCGGCCGGCCCCUCGCUCCGCCCGGCGGGGCUGUGGCGGUGCCGACACAGCCGGAGCCGGACCGGGCAGCACCGCGGGCUCUCUGCGGGCACCAUGGGCCAGGACGGGCCGUGGCUCAACCUGUCCGGCAGCGCCUGUGCGGCGGGCGGGCCCUUCGCCGCGGGCACGGCCGCGCUGCUGGCCGCGCUCAUGGGGCUGCUGGUGCUGGCCACGGUGCUGGGCAAUGCCCUGGUCAUCCUGGCCUUCGUGGUGGACCGGAGCCUCCGCACGCACGGAAACUUCUUCUUCCUCAACCUGGCCGUGGCCGACCUGCUGGUGGGCGGCUUCUGCAUCCCCCUCUACAUCCCCUACGUGCUGACGGGCGAGUGGAGGCUCGGCCGGGGCUUGUGCAAGCUGUGGCUGGUGGUGUACUACCUGGUGUGCACCGCCUCCGUCUUCAACAUCGUCCUGAUCAGCUUCGACAGGUUCAUCUGUGUCACCAGAGCGGUCAGUUACAGGGCUCAGAAAGGGAUGACCAGAAAUGCAGUACUGAAGAUGAUGGCUGUAUGGAUUGCUGCUUUUCUUCUCUAUGGUCCAGCCAUUCUCAGCUGGGAGCACAUUGCCCAAAAGAGCAUCCUCCCUGAAGGAGAGUGUCAUGCAGAAUUUUUCUACAACUGGUAUUUCCUGAUGAUUGCCUCUACCUUUGAAUUCUUUACACCUUUUAUCACUGUUACAUACUUUAACUUAAGUAUUUACCUCAACAUCAGGAAACGCACAUCCCUCAGAAACGAAAGCCUCUCACCUGGUCAAGAGAACUGUGAAAUGAGCUUCCAGGGGAAAAAAAGGGAACACGCUAUAUUUUUUGUGAAGCCAACUAACAGAGACAAACACAGGAAGGCAGCAAGCAGCCUUCUUCCCCCAAGAAAGACUUCAAGGCUUCAAGCCUCAGCUGAGCGUGGCAGUCGCUCAUUAAAUCUGAAAGUCAGUCCCGACCUUCCACCGCUGCAGGUGGAUGUGAAGAUGAAGCCUCUUGGGAAUGGUUUCUACAAAGCCACAGAAAGCGGCUGCAACGCCCCCAAAGUGGACUUUGCCAACACUGUGGCAAAUAGAUUGAGACUUUCCCGGGACAAAAGAGUAGCAAAGUCUCUGGCAAUUAUUGUCUGUGUGUUUGGUUUGUGCUGGGCUCCGUACACACUUCUGAUGAUCAUCAGAGCAGCCUGCCACGGGCACUGUGUGCACUAUUCCCUCUAUGAGAUUUCAUUCUGGCUCCUGUGGGUGAAUUCAGCCAUUAACCCUGUUCUAUACCCACUGUGUCACAUGAGCUUUAGGAAAGCCUUUAUAAAGCUCCUGUGUCCAGGCAAGGCCAAAAUUCACCCUCAUAUUUUUAUGUGAGAAGUAUGAAGGCUGACAAUUGGUCCAACUUGCUAUUGGUGGGAGCACCAAAAGGCAAGUAUUGCAAUACUUGCAAAUAUGAAGUGCACUGGGUAUUUUAUGGAACACUGGUAAGUCCGUGCAAGUGUAGAUAUUUAUGAAUAUACAGAAAUACAGUCAUCCAUGUAGCUGCAGAAAUCACAGGAAUGCAAAGUCAUUUCUCAAAGCUCCUUGGGAAAUUACACCAACAGUGUAUUUUCUGGUAAUGGUGCACUAGCAUAGAAGUGCUGAAAACGGAAUACAACAUUCAUGGCCAAUAAUUAGAGUCACUUUUAAUAACUGUAAAUAUUGCUGGUAAGGAAGUCAAUGAAGUAUUAAUCUGGGAUCAGUGAUAUCUUACCCCAAAACCCCUCUAAGACACCAAGGGGCUCAGUUGUUAAGUGCUGGAAUCUACUCUAGUCAAAACCCUUCUCCAUACAGGACUCAGGGGCAUUACUCUAUGUUUUGCUGUUAAGGACAGAGUAAGCCUAAGUAGUCUGUGAGAUCUAUAACAGACAGAUCUUGUUAUAGACAGAGCUUUAGGUAAACUGCCCUUGGAGUAAUUUUUAAAACACUUCUAACUGGACUUUUACUAGUUCUGGUUAGUCCUGAAAGAAAAAAAGCCUUGUUUUCCCCUACCCCACCCCUUGGAUCUGUCUAUCCAUCCAUCCAUCAAGUCAUCAGUGAUCAAAAAAGUAUUACAUGAGGUGUUUAGACAUUUCCCAGGUCAUGCAUCAUGAAUGGCAUGGCUCAAAGCCCAUUAAGAUUUACAGCCUUGCUACUGACCAUAAGUGUGCAAAACAAGAACAAACAUAAUUACACAGUGUUUCUGCCAUUCUGCCUGUGCCCCAGGAGAAGCUCACACAGUUGGUUCCUGAGUUCUGACUGGAUUUGUCCCAUAAAAGGUGUCAAUUUGAACAUAACUAAUGAUACAAGUUUGUACCACCAUCACUGGCACUCACUCCAUAACCUGACAGAUGCUUUCCUUUGCUGACAAGUGAGAGCUAUUGAACAGCUGUAGUUGUCCAUUGCCACAGGCAAAAUGUAUGUUAGUACAAUUGAUCUUAAAGUUUACAGGCAGUAUUUUGAAAUUAUUUACUUUGUAAAAUUUCAAUAAAGGUAAUUAAGAGCUGUG